This is a messenger RNA of Temnothorax curvispinosus, 5416 nucleotides long. RefSeq lists its product as uncharacterized. Gene Ontology annotation, molecular function: kinase activity; protein binding. Bases 150 to 4949 code for a protein of 1599 amino acids. The record is from RefSeq and is a predicted model, not a curated record. NCBI's taxonomy places the organism in Eukaryota, Metazoa, Arthropoda, Insecta, Hymenoptera, Formicidae. The transcript is spliced from 23 exons.
UUCCUCGUGUCACAGCGUCGCGACGCUCGUGUGUCAUAUCUCUUUAGAACGCGCUGCUACGCACGUUGUUUGAUCCGCACGGUCCGUAUGAUCGACGCAGAAAUGCUGGUCACAAAGCCGGAGCGAAACAAAGCCGAUCAGAGGCUCAAAUGCAUUCGGCCGUAAAAAGUUGGUUGCAUCGUGGCGAACUCGAGAAGCUCGAAAAUGUCGUAUUGGAGGGUCGGGGCACUCGCUUGUUAGGCGAACAAUCGCAGGAUCUUAGAACUCGUGUCUUCCUGAAGGGACUCCCGAACUAUUUGACGAAGAUUUCUCAAGUGCACGAUGCUGUUGCACGUGGCUCGUUAGCUGAAACGCAGAAAAUAAUAUCUGAGGAGUCGAAGAAAAAGUUGGCGAUCGCGAAGGAUUUAUGUGGGGUACCCUUGAUACACAAAGCAGUCUACUACGAUCAACCCGAGAUCGUUGCUUGGCUCAUAGAAAAUUACCCUAUUACUCCACAACAGAAAGAUAGAGAGGGACGAACAGCUUUGCAUUACUGCUGCGCGUGUAAAGAUCCCGAUUCGAUUUGGGAUCUUCUCAUAGAAGGCGGAUGUGACGCUAGUAUAUGUGACAAGAAAGGAAACCCGGCCUCUUAUUACCUAGAACACCCCGCGGAUAUUGAAUUACCCGAAGUGCAAGAGAUGACGACUCGACGAAGGAAAAGUACUGGAAAAGAUAGUGGUAUGGAUUUUAAACCUUCCAAUGUCAGGAUAUGGAUACACAACAAAGACAUCGGAAAAUUACAGCAGGUGUUGUGGGAGGGACACGGAUCCAAACUUCGAUGCGAGACCAGCAACAAUCCGCGAAUAAGAAAAUUCCUAGAGGCCGUGCCCUUUAUUAUGGGUACAAUAAAAGAUAUCCACGCGAUGGUCAUUAAUAACGAUUUGGAGGGUCUCAAGAAGAAAUUGGAUGAGCCUAUUUCGCCCAUUGUUUUGUCAGGCAAGGACGGCAACGGCUUAAAUACCCUACACAAGGCUGCUGGUUUGGGAUACACGGACGUCGCGCGUGAAAUUCUCGAAAGACAUCCCGCAACGGUAACAGCUCAGGACAACGAAGGAAAAACUCCGUUGCAUUAUGCAGCUGCGAUUAAGGACGACGGCGUCAUGUACGAUCUCCUGACAGAGUACGGAGCCGACGAAAGUAAACUGGAUAAUAGACAAAAGGCGCCCGCAUUUUACAAGAAUCGCCCUUCGGACGUAGACCUGUCGAAUUUGUCAUUGAUACCGGAAGCGCCCCGAGUUUCCGAUACUUAUCCGAAAAGUUGGGACUGGAGAAUCUUGGACGCAGGGCAAACUAUGCGAGGCAUGAAAAAGGUUAGCAGUGACGAUAGCGCUUUCGGUAGCGCCGAAUCCACAAUGAAGGAUUCGGACGGCUCGAACGAGAAGGUAUAUUUGUCAUCGUUGUCUAAGAUAUAUGCACGACAUUCUGCCUAUUUGGUGGAACAGAAAGUCGACGAUGAGCAACAAGAGAACGAAGAAGCCGAGACUCCAAAUGGAGACGAGGAGGAAGCACAGAAUGUAGACGAGGAGAAAGCACAGAAUGGAGAUGAAGAUGAGGCAAACGACUUGGGAGACGAAAACGAAGCCGCAGAAAAUAACGAGGAUAAUGCCACGAAUGAGAAUGAAGGGGAGCAAGAAGAGAAGGCAUCAUCGGACGAUGACGUGGUAACUGGACCUGUCGCGGAGCCAACGAAGGACGAGGAAGAUGGGCCUGAGGCCGCCGUUAAUGAGGACGGUAUCUACGAAGAAGUCCCAAAAAUCGAGGAAACUGCUGCCGAUAACGAAACCGCCAUCGAACACGAUGAAAGAAACGAGCCUAGCACCGGCGAUUCCGGCGUCGACGAUCCUACGCAAGACGAGGAGCAGGUCAUCGUUGGCGAGCACAAGGAGCCCGCGGAGGUAGAAUUGACUGAGGGUAGCAUGGCCCGGGAUUCAGAAGUGGAGGGUCUGCUGGAGAACGGUAAUAUGGAACAAUUAGCGGCUCUCGUUCUCAACGGCGAAGGCCGACGACUGGUCGGACGACAGACCGGAAAUCCUGAACUCCAGGCUUUCAUCGAUAACGUUCCGGCUUACAUGGGAAAAAUCCAUGCCGUGCACAUAGCAGCGCGAGAGGGGAAUCUUCGCGAUCUGCAAAGCGCAUUGGAUCGGCGCAAAUUCGCGAUAGCGCGUGACGAAUCGUCGCCUCACGGUGCAACGCCAUUGCACGUGGCCGUUGUCUUCGGAAAUACCGCUGUCAUCAGGUACCUAGCAGGCAGGUUUCCAGAAACCGCCAACGCAAUCGACCUCGACGGACGUACUCCGUUGCAUUACGCGGCAACGCUCGCAGACAACGGUCAUUAUUACAAUCUUUUGCUACACCUGGGUGCCAAUCCUUUAGUAGAGGAUAAUUUCGAACAAAAGGCGGAUUAUUACAAGCAAAAUCAAAGCGAUCUGUCGCACAAAAAGCUUCUACGAGAUUUCGGGGCUAGCGAGAAGCUCGCCGACGAAAUGUUGACGGAUAAAGUACCCGGAGGUGAUAUCUACUCGGCUCGGCGGGAUGUGAGCGAGCCCGAGAUCCUGGCCACCCUGGAACGAUGUUUCCGAUUGCUGGUGGGCAACCGACGAUUGUCGAUACCGAAGACACCGUCGAACGCCGGUACACUAGUCGCUCGUUGCCUGAGACAGCCCGUAUUCGAUUUGAUCAAGCACCGUGUGACUCGCAUGGAUCACAAUCUCUUUGACGUGAUCUGGCCUGCUCUGAAAAGGUACGGUACCGUCACGGGCACCAGCAGCAAGAUCAACAGCGCCCGCUCGAGCAUCAGCAGUGUCGCGGACGAGGAUCACGGUUACGGCGUGGUAGCGCCCGACUUCGAGAGUUACGUCGUCUUCACGGAGUUCUUCGAUCCCUUCAUUCGGGAGCUGCACUGCGUAACCGCGAGCGGCGACCUACCCGAUCACCCACCACCACGUUUCUUCAACAUCAACAACGAAGAUGGCGAGGAGGCCCCGCCGGAUGAAGCGAUCGUUAUCGCGAUCGAACAAUAUGAUUUAGACCCGACCGCCAAAUUUAUCCAAGCCGGUAUUUUAGAAUGCACUCGGAACCUAAUUAAUUACAGCCUGCCAUUGACUUUGACGGUCAAUCAACUGGAAGAAGUCGAAAGGGAAAUCACCAAUCAGCUAAUGAGCCCAGAGAUAACUGAUCUGUUGGCGGAAGGCAGCAGCGAGGACGAGGCCGGCACGUAUUUCACGCUCAGCGAAAUUCUCGAUCAACCCAGCCGAAUACGGGCGCAAUUGGCGGCAGCCGGUCUACUGCUGCCGAUCACAGAAUUCGAGCCGAACGACGACCGGCGUCUUCACGGCAAGCACUGGCCUUACGGGCGCGGUGUGUACGUCACCACCGCUGGCGAUCUCGCUGCGUGGGUAAACAUUCAGGAUCACUUGAGGAUCAUUUGUCGUACCAACGAGAACCGGCCAGGCCUCGUUGGUCGGGCUUACGUCAGGGUAGCUAAACUGAUGAUGAUAUUCGACCAGAGGCUGAUGUUUAAACGGAAUCAGAAACUAGGUUUUCUGACCGCCCGCCCGCACACCCUCGGCAACACCAUCAGAUUCUGCUUCAUUGUACGAUUCCCUGAACUUUCGAAAACGCCUGAUAAUUUGCGGCACCUGUGCGUGGUGCGUGGCCUGAACGUGCGCGACACCGUGAAGAGCGAUAUGGUGAGAGUCAGCAAUCAGCAAUCGCUAUCCAUUACCGAACUGCAGACCCUCCAGGACUUUUGCAGAGCGGUGCACAACAUCAUCACACUAGAGAAAGAAUUGUCGUUGAACAACUCGAUGAAGAUCGCCAAUCUUAUCACUGAUGAUAGCGGAGUCGACAUUCCAAUAUUUCGCUCGGAGGAAGGACGUUACUUAGCAUCAUCACUUGGUGAUCCCUUAAUUAAAGGAUUAACAGAAGUUGCUAACGCACGUCCAAAAGAUCCGAUUGCAUAUCUCGCAACAUAUUUAUAUAACUUUGCUAGCAAGAAUAAAGCCAAUGAACAGGAAUCCGACGUUCUCAUUAUACCCGAUCGCGAAGAGGAAAAUUUGGGUAAUGUCGAGAACCACGCGUUCGACGAUGACGCCGGCUAUCCCCGAAGCCCAGAUUCGGACGUACCUGAAUCCACAUUUAGCAAUCCUAAUAGAGACGAACAUGGACAAAGUAUGAUCCACUUCGCGGCGGUUCGUUCCUAUUCGAAGGAUGGGUUGUAUCACCUGCUGCUGGAAACGCAGGUCAAUGUCGGUUUCAGGGAUGAAUUGUAUCGGACAGCCAGAGAUGUUGCCGAACAGGCGAAUAUCCGAGAGAACGUCGAGGAGAUCGAUCGCUUCGUUGUUUAUCUUGCGGCAAGAGGAGAGACUGAAAAGUUGGUCGAGCUUCUGCUCGAGGGCUACGAUCAUAUUCUCGACGCCGAAGAUGACGGCGUAAACAUCAUCGACGUGGCCGCGCAAAGACAGCACGAAGCCACUGUGCAAUUUCUGCAAUCAAUUCCUAAUUACGUGAAUCAACGCGAAGAGGUACACGCUGCCAUUCGGACCAUCGACGAGGAUCGUGCGAAGGAACUAUUGAGUAAAACUAAUGGGGGUGGGAAAUUGCUGGCGGUUGGAAAGAACUCGAUCGGCCGAUGCGCCCUGCACAUCGCCGUACUUCGGGAAGAUGAAGGGCUCGUCAAGUUUAUCGCAAAAAUGUAUCCGGAAACGUUACGCAUCGGCGAUAAUUUGGAGAGAACGGCUCUUCAUUACGCAAUGGGCGUGCCGUCCGUGGAAGCCUUGAGUAACAUAUUGAUCAAGGCGGGAGCAAAACGCAUUGUUAAAGAUCUGAAAUCUCGACAGCCCUCAUACUACUUCAUGAAUAAAUCUGAUAUUGAGCGACUUCAAGAAGAAGAGAAAUCCAUGACUGCGUAAAUCAUAAAAUUCUAAAAUAUUUUUGCACUCGUAAUAAUACAAUCACACUUUAAUAUGUUCCUGCGUUCGAUUGAAAUGCGUAUUGAGGGCCGACGAUAGAGAAGAGAAACCGAUAUAAAUAAAGAUAACGCGUCAGAUAAUCUCCUGUUACGUAUAAAUUGUUUAUGACGUCGAAGAUAGAAUAAGUGUAUUUCGAAGAAUCUUAAAGCUCUUUCUAUAAUUUAAAAAUAUAUGUAUUCUAUGUUAUAUUUUAUUGUAUUUGUACAUAUACUAAUCGUAAGAAUAUUUUGUGAAAAAAAAUUUCAUUGUCAGGGCUUGAACUAACUCUGGUCGGCCCCUGUUAAGAGAAGUACGAGUGUUAGUAUAAUAUAUGUCAUCGAAAGUAUACGAAUUCAUAAAUUAUAUGAACCAUGUCAAAUGUCGAGACAGUUUAGUGCCUUAUAAAUAAAUGUAAUGAGACUGCAACA